AUGAGAAGAACCGGCAAUGAAUCGAAUCGAUUGAAGCAGGAGCUCGCGUGCUUGAUCAAGAGCUGUGGCGAAUCCCGCGAUUUGGAUCGCGCGCGCCAGGCCCUCGCGGCAAUCCGGUCGACCGCUCACAAGCACAAUCGCUGCCUCGCCAAUCUGGCCGUGGAGAUGUUUGGCAAAUGCGGCAGCGUGGACGAUGCCCAGGCCACAUUCGAUAGCAUCGCGGACCCAAACCUCUUCUCCUGGAACAUCCUCACGAGAGCUUAUGCCCUAAAUGGGCAUUUGGAGAAAGCUAAGGAGAUCUUUGAUCGAAUGCCGUCGCGAGACGAGAUAACUUGGACAGAUCUAAUCUCGGCGUUUGGAGAUCAUGGAGUGAUCGAGCAAGCUAGAAAUAUCUUCGAUCGAAUGCCCAGAUGGGACGUAGUAGCGGCGACGUGCUUUCUCACUGCAAAUGCCCAAGCUGGGCAUUUGGAGUGUUUGAAGUGUUUGUUUGAUUCUUUGCCCGGCAGAGACAUCGUGUCUUGGAACGCCACUCUCGCCGGCUAUGGAUCAAAUGGCUGCGUCUCCGAAUCGAUGGAGCUCCUCGCGAGGAUGCCGCAGCACAAUGCCUUGUCGUGCACUGCCGCGAUCGCGGCAUGCGCCGAGAAUCAUCGCCUGGACGACGCUAGGGUUCUAUUCGAUCGAAUGCCAUUCGCGACGGCGCUGGCAUCCACGAUCCUCGUCUCGUCCUACGCGCAGGCCGGGCGGAUCGACGAUUCCAAGAGCGUCUUCGAUCGAUUGGAGGCCCGGACGGUGGUGUCGUGGAACGCGAUCUUCAAUGCCUACAUCCACACGGGGCGAUUCGCCGAUGCCAAGAGGGCUUUCGAUCGAAUGCCAGCGCGGGACGCGAUCUCCUGGAACGCGAUGAUCGCAGGCUACUCCCAGUAUGGAUUUCUCGAGGAAUGCGUAGAUCUCUUCCACGCGAGCCCCCAUUCCAGUGUGGUUUCCUGGACGGCUGUGGUGGUCGCGUGUGCCGAGGGCGGGCAGCUCGAUCGCGCAGAGCAGGCAUUCCGAUCGAUGCCAGCGCGCGAUAUCGUCGCCUGGAAUGCGAUCGCGGCGGCGAUGUUCGCUGGAGGGGACCUGGAGCGCGCGAGAUCGGCAGUGGAUCGGAUGCCCGGGCACAACGUCUCGACCUGGAACGCGAUCAUCACGGGCUACGCUCUCGCCGGGGAUCCCAUCCAAGCCAAGGCGAUCUUCGAUGCGAUGCGACGCCGGAAUUCCUUCUCCUGGAGCGCUCUCCUCCAGUCAUCCUCUCACGACCUCGAUCUCUCUCGCGCGCUCUUCGAUCGCAUCCCAGUGAAAGAUGCAGCGUCGUGGAACGCGAUAAUCUUCUCGCACGCACGGCUGGGGCAUCUGGAUCGAGCAAAGGCGCUGUUCGAUUCAAUGCCGGGGGAGGACUCCGUGAUCGCGGCCUGGACUUCGAUGAUCACGGCGUACGCGCGAGCCGGGCGAGUGGAUCUAGCAAAGGAGCUCUUCGAUCGAUCGAGGGUGCCAAGCCCAGUUCUUUGCAACGCGAUGAUCGCGGCAUAUGCCCAGAAUGGGCAUUACCGGGAGGUGUUCCAAGGGCUUGUGGAGAUGAGCUUGCGAGGGAUUAGGGCAGACACCAUCACAUUCGUCCUCCUCCUCAUGGCGUGCAGCCAUCGCGGCCUCGCAGACAAGAGCCGCGAUUUCUUCGUGGCUAUGGUGGCGGAUCACGGCGUGGCGCCCUGCUCGGAGCACUACAACUGCGUCGUUGACGCGCUAGGGCGAUCUGGGCGUGUUCUUGAGGCGGAGGAUCUCGUCGCAGCGAUGCCAAUCUUGCCGCACAGCACUGCUUGCCGAUCGCUCCUUGGCGCUUGCCGGAUCCACGGCGAGAUGGAAAUGGGGCAGCGCGCGGCGCGCGGGGCGAUUGGAUUGGAGGAAUCGUCCGGGGUUUCAUCCGACUUCGUGCUCCUCUCAAAUAUCUAUAGCGCUCUUCAUUGGCAGUGAGGGUUUAGGGUUUUUGGGGAUAGCGCUGGCAGUCGCGCUACGCCGGCUGUGUGAUCUUGCACGGAUGACAUCGAGGAGGCCUAUCGUCUCAUUGUUCUCACGCUGACGCAUCCGGAGAAUAGGCCCAGUAAGAAUGCGCACUUGGUUCCACCGUUUUGUGGAUCGGACCUGGUGUUCAGCUCGAGGCAGUGGAGCAGCCAUGUCGUUGGACGAGUAAGUCACUGGAUGGCGAUGACGAUAUUGCUCGUCCCGAUUCGGAGCUUGUGUUGAAGAAGGAGCUUAGCUGGGCUGCGCAUCUCUCAGUACAGGUAUUUGGCUGUGCAAACUAUGCGAGGUGCGUCAAUCAGGUUCUCCAAGGCCUGGGGAGCAGGAUGGUUUUGGAUCCUAAGAGGUUUGUUUCAGCUAUGGCUCAGAUUGCCAUUGCAAUUUGAGGAGGCAGAGCUGAAGAUGCUACAUAUCUGGUAAACAUUGGUUUUGUUCGUGUUUCUUCAAUCUGUGAUUGCUUCGGGAGAGUCAGUAAACCGGUUUGUGAUUCAAUGGGGAAUGGUGGCAUAUGUUUUGUACCCUUUGCGAGUAUCAUAAGAUUGUCUUUACAGUCCACUUGUACCCAACUGAGGAGUAUGGGACUCUAAACUACAUAAACUCGUAACCAGCGAGGCGUGCCGCUUGACAUCACAGCAUCACUCGUUGGAUUGGAGAACCGUUAAAAGGCCCGCUAUCCUCCAUUCAAGUUGCAGGUUUGCUGCCUGUGUUCCACAGUUGACCAUUUAAUACUUUCACAGGUCAUUGAGUCAUUUCAUUCA
Messenger RNA from Selaginella moellendorffii, 2807 nucleotides. RefSeq names its product pentatricopeptide repeat-containing protein At4g02750. NCBI's taxonomy places the organism in Eukaryota, Viridiplantae, Streptophyta, Lycopodiopsida, Selaginellales, Selaginellaceae. The coding region runs from base 1 to 2004 and encodes 667 amino acids. The transcript has 6 exons. The record is from RefSeq and is a predicted model, not a curated record. Gene Ontology annotation, molecular function: protein binding.